UGGUCCGCAUGUAAACAAAGCAGCGGAUCGAUGGAGACAGACUCGGAUCAAUAAGAGGAUCACUGCACUCUGUCCUUCCUCUGAUCCGGAUCCACAGUCUGUGUGUUGGUAGUCUGUGAUGGAGCUCUGCUCAGACUGAACCGGAACCAGCAUCAUGUCCAUGGAAGACCCGUUCUUCGUCGUCAAAGGUGAGGUACAGAAGGCAGUGAACGCAGCACAGAGUCUCCAUCACAGAUGGAGCGAGCUGUUGCAGGAGGGGGGCGGAGCCUCCAAGGAGGAAAUGGACUGGACAACCAAUGAGCUGAGGAAUAGUCUGCGCUCCAUCGAGUGGGACCUGGAGGACCUAGACGAGACCAUCAGCAUUGUCGAGUCCAACCCAAAGAAGUUCAACCUGGAUGCAGCGGAGCUGUCAAAGAGGAAAGCUUUCAUCACCAGCACCAGACAGACUGUCAAGGAAAUGAAAGAACAGAUGUCGAGUCCAACUGCUGCAUCAGUGGACAGAAAGAACACACAGGCUCUACUCGGUGAACGUGGUGCUCAGGGUCCGAUCUGGCAGCCCGGUCCUGAUAAAUACGGCCGACUGGACCGCCAACUGCAGAACGCCAACUCUCAGUUUAUAGAUGAGCAGCAGGGCCAGCAGCAGCUGAUGGCGGAGCAGCAGGACGAACAGCUGGAGCUUGUGUCGGGAACCAUCGGAGUCCUGAAGAACAUGUCUGAGAGGAUCGGCAUGGAGCUGGAUGAACAGGCUGUGAUGUUGGAUGACUUCACUCAUGAGGUGGACAACACUCAGUCCAGACUGGACAACGUCAUGAAGAAACUGGCCAAAGUGUCUCACAUGACCAGCGAUCGUCGUCAGUGGUGUGCUAUCGGCGUGUUGCUCACAAUCCUCUUCGUGGUCAUCCUCCUCUUAAUCAUCCUGUGAUUGAUUCCUCCUCCGGUCAGGACAGAACUCUUCUUAAAUCUGUGUCUACUGAGCUCUACUGAACUUUACUGGACUCUACUGAUCUUAUUUAAAUUCUCAUGGGCUUUACUGGACUCUCCUGGACUCUACUGAACUCUUAAGGACUUUACUGGACUCACAGACAGACUUUAGUGGACCGCACUGUGUUUACAAGACUUUGCAGGACUUUCUUGGACUCUAUUGGACUCUUCCAGAUUUUACUGGACGUUCUCUUUCUGCUGAGUUGGACUUAAAAGGCACUUUGGUUCUUGAGUGUUUGACUGUUAAAAUCGUCGCAAAGGUCAAACCAGGUGGAAACAUGCUAAUGUGUUUUAAUGUUUCAUGUUUGUUGUAUUUAAAGGGCUGAAAUUAACCAUAAAAGUAAAAUCCCAGAUUAACUCUGACUUUAGUAACUUUGACACCUGUUUAACUCCACUAUGUUUUAACCCUAGUUUGACUCCAGUUUAACGCCAUUUUAAUUCUAAUUUAACAUCAGUUUAACUCCCGUUAUAAUCCAGUUUAACUCAGUUUAAUUCCAGUUCAACUCCAGUUUAACUCUAGUUUAACGCUAGUUUAACCCUAGUUUUACUCGAGUUAAUUUUAGUUUAACUCCAAUUUAACUUUAGUUUAACUCCAGUUAAUUCGUUUACAUUUAGUUUAACUAGUUUAACUCAGUUUAAUUCUAGUUUAACUCAAGUUUAACUCUAUCUUAACUCCAGUUAAACUCUAGUUUAACUCAACUCUUACUCCAUUUUAGCUCAACUUUAACUCCAGUUUAACUUCAGUAUAACUAGUUUGAACCUAGUUUAACUCCAAUUUAACUCUAGUUUAACUCAGUUUAAUUUUAGUUUAACUCAAGUUUAACUCAAUUCUUAAUUCCAUCUUUACUUUAGUUUAACUCCAGUUUAACUUCAGUUUAACUCUAGCUUAACUCAACUUUAACUCUAACUUAACUCAACUUUAACUCCAUCUUAACUCCAGUUUAACUCCAGUUUAACUCAAUAGUUUCUCCACUUUAACAAUUCUUGAAUCCAAGUUUAAACCUUCAAUUUAUAGAAAUACUUAAAAUGACCAUUUGUAUAUAGGUAACUCACCCUGUGUUGCCCUGAAUUCAUGAGGAAAAUCAUCUUUGCCUCCAUAGUGAAGAAAGAAUCAAUAAACUGAGCAAGUUCUUGAUGGAUUAUAGUAAAUGGGGCCCAUGUUUGACCGUAGGAAAACUAUAUAAAACAUCCGCUUAGAAACUCUCACACAACUCGUGCAGUAUAAUCCAAGUCUCGUUGAUCCAGUAGUUUUCUCUGUACUUCCCAAAUAAAAGCAUAUUUGCUUAAACCUCACUAUUAACACACGUUUAUGCAGAAGUGUUCUCUAUUUACACCAAGUAUAACUCUAAACUUGAAUAACAUUUUUAACUCUAUUCAACUCAACUCGAUUUUAUCCUGGUUUGACUCGUGUUAACUCAGGUUUAAUCCUAGUUUAAAUUCAGUUUAUAUCAGGUUUAGUUCUUUAUUAAAUCACUUCAGUCUUGGUUAAACUUCAGUUUAACUCUGUUUGAUCAGUCUGAGGUUGGAGUUUGUUCGAAAACAAUGUAAAAACACUAAAACUUCCUAUUUGUGUUUACAUUUUGUGUGUUUUUGUUUUACUGACUGAAUCUUUUUUUUAUGUUUAAUGGCAUAUUUUACUAUAUUUUGUUUCUUCCUGUUUGAUAUCAAUUGAACGAGACUUUCUACACAUUGUCCCAACCCAUCAGAUUAACGGUACGCGUGCCGCUGAAAUCUCACGUCGGUUUCCUGUUGAUAUUUUGAUGAAAUCAAACAUAGUGUUCAGAACUCUGAAAAUAAAACUCAGAUACUCUCAAAUAGAGAGAUUAUAAACACAUUUACCUGUGGCGCCUAAUAUCUGUAAUUCAGUGUUAUCUGUUUUAACUCUUCAUAAAGCCGUCCUAUAAUUUCACUACAUUAUUCAGUAUUUCUGUAUUUCCUUUUAGAUUUCAUAUUUGAUUAUGAAUUAUUUUUAGUAUAUUUAUUCGAUAGAUUUUCACAAAUGAAAGAGAACGUUUUUCAGGUUCUUCUUAUGCUACUUAUUGAGAAAUAACUCCAUCCAUGUUUUUUAGAACUGUGCUUCUGAAACAGAGACUUAAAUUAGUAAUAAUAAUAAAUAUAAUAAUAAUAACCAUGCCAUAUUUUGUUGUCACAUCUGGAAUCGGACCAGCAGAACAGAUCAAUGAGUGAAUUACUGCUGAAUAAAAGAAAUCUAGUUUGAAGUUACUGUUUUAAAAAUAUGUUAUUGAUUGGUGAAUAAAAACAUCAUCUUUCUGUCUUAAUUAAUUUUUUUUUCUGGAUAUCAGCAGCUUGGUGCAGUGAAGUUGUAUUUUAUUUCAAUAAACUGAUACAGAAA
Messenger RNA from Anoplopoma fimbria (sablefish), 3334 nucleotides. It is a transcript of the gene stx6, whose product is annotated as syntaxin 6. The transcript has 8 exons. The record is from RefSeq and is a predicted model, not a curated record. Gene Ontology annotation, biological process: Golgi vesicle transport; intracellular protein transport; vesicle fusion. Gene Ontology annotation, molecular function: SNARE binding; SNAP receptor activity. Lineage: Eukaryota; Metazoa; Chordata; Actinopteri; Perciformes; Anoplopomatidae. Gene Ontology annotation, cellular component: endomembrane system; synaptic vesicle membrane; SNARE complex. The coding region runs from base 155 to 922 and encodes 255 amino acids.